Mytilus trossulus (common blue mussel) is the source of this 2404-nucleotide messenger RNA. RefSeq lists its product as uncharacterized. Gene Ontology annotation, cellular component: plasma membrane. The transcript is spliced from 9 exons. Bases 175 to 1884 code for a protein of 569 amino acids. Gene Ontology annotation, molecular function: voltage-gated proton channel activity. The record is from RefSeq and is a predicted model, not a curated record. Gene Ontology annotation, biological process: proton transmembrane transport. Lineage: Eukaryota; Metazoa; Mollusca; Bivalvia; Mytilida; Mytilidae.
AUAAUCUUAAGAUAGAGCAUAACACGGAAUUUGAUUGUCUUAGUAUUGUGAUGUAUAUGUCUGUUGUAGUCGAAACAUUAAGAUUGGUUAUUACAUGUAGCUCUAUUAUAGUCGGGAAUAAUUGAAGAACUUUAAUUUGACACAUUUUCGCCUUGUGAAGUUUGAUAUACUAAAAUGCCUGGAACUAUGUUUAAAUCUGUACAGAAACUAGCAGCUGGUUCACUUACAUUUGCCAAAGCAUAUUCCAAUGGAGAAGCCAAAUCACAAAUCGAUCACCUUGAACAGGAACUUGAAGAAGAGAUUAAAAGGGACACUAAAUCAGUACCCGACACCAAAGUAGCAAGGUUUCUCCAUAAAGGCCGGAAGUUACUCCGCAGCAAAAAUGUUUUAAUGAUGAUUGUGAUACUCAACGUAUUUGACUGCGGACUAGUUCUUGGUGAACUCAUACUUGAUCUUCAUCAUGUGAAAGAUAUACUGACAAAUGUUGAACAAUCUUCCGCAACAUUCCUUGAAAACCUACAAAAUAAAUAUCCAAAUGAAAUAGAAUAUACUGAUCUUUCUUAUCUUGGAGAAAUAUACUCCAAAUUAUCUAAGGCGGAUAUUGAAUGGAAAAAUGACACAUCAAGUGACCCUGUUCCGAAAACUGUCAAGCAAGAUUACAUAGGAUACAAAGUCAGGAGAUUUGUUUUCGAAGAUAUCAAAAUUACCAACGAAGUUGGAACCAAAAAUGAAAGGUUACACAAAGGACAUAGAGGUCACUUUUACUCCGGACAACAUAGGCCAAAGAGGUCGUCUGGAAGUGAUAACAUUAAUUCAUCAAAGGACAAAGACCACAAACAUAGUACUCCGGAGAGCACAGAAGAACAAAUUGCUCGUGGUUUCCAUGCUACUAGUAUUGGUAUUGUGCUUAUCUUAUUAACAGAGACAAUAUUCAAGGUUAUAUGUUUUGGAAAACACUUUUUUGAGAAAAAGUUAGAGGUUUUCGAUGCCUGUAUUGUUGCAUUGUCCUUUGUGGUUGAUCUCGUUUUCCUUAAAGGCCUGUCCGUGUAUACUAUUCAGGAAUUUGUUUUCAUAUUAGCCUUCAUGUUGCCAUGGGGAGUCAUUCGAGUAGUUAACAGUCUUGUUGUUGCUGUUCGGGAUCAUGAAUGUUUUCGACUUAAAUUGUUGUUCACUCAAAAGAAACGAGUUGACGGUGAAAACAACGGACUAAGACAGGAAAAGGCCAGAUUAGUUGAACAAAUAGAGUUGCUGAAAAAACUAUGUCUCGUUGAAGGUAUUGAUGAAUGGAAAAUCCAACAAAAUCUAGUUCCAACAUCAACUAAUAAGGCAAGAGGAUUAAAAGGCUCAUUUGCCAGUCUAGCAUUUGGAUCACUUGUCGGCACAAAAGAAAAUGGAAGAAGUUUUUGGAAUAUGUUACACGCACCAAAGAUGCGAAGAGGAAAAUCAGAAGAAUGGACUGGUAAACUAGGCGUUUCAAAAGAAGAUACUAUUUCACUUAAAGACUGUCAUAAAAAUUCUAUAAGUGGAAGUACACAAAAUCUAAAGAAAAACAAAGUUACAACUCAACAAUUAUCACAUCAAUUUACUGUAGAAAGUGACCCAGGAACAGCGGAAAAGAAAUCACGAUUUAAAGCAAUUAAACGAUUUCUUAAACGGCAAGAGACUGUGUCAUCGUACUCAUCUAACGAUACUAUCGAUAAAUUAUCGUCAAAUCAUACACCUACCUGUAGUAUCGACGAUGAUAGUGUGGGCGUUUCCAUUCCUAGUGGUAUUAAUAUCGGAUUUGAAUUACAGCGUUCUGACGAUGAACUCAACGAAACAACAGAAUUUAUUGAUCAAACAAACUACCAAUCUCAAAAAACAAAUGAUAACGAAGACGUAUAAAAGACAAAAAUAAGUUAUUUGGUUAUAGAUCAGGAACAUGAAAUGCUUCCAGCAUAUUCAUAGCUAUAUACAUUGAUCUCAAAGAGUGAUUUUUAGAAUCUUGCAAACUGCUGAUGUUCAGUUAGAUAGAUGUUAAUCAACUUAUUGUAUGCAAUCUUGUUUCAUUUUCCAGGUAAAUCUCUGAAUAUUUCAAUUAUAAUCGCAACGCAAAUUGUGAUUGCUUGUUUGGUUUCAUUGUUUAAAUAAUGAUCUCUUGUCAAUCAAAAUGUUAUGAUCUAUUGUCUAUAGACAUUGAAUAUGACACAUAUGCAGCAAGGUGAAUGUGUGAUUUUGAGAGAUCUGAAUUUGUUUAUGAAAUUCGUUUAUUAGAAUAAGAACUAUAUUUACUUAUUAAAGAAAUUUUAAAAAAUGAAAACAAUAAUGACGUUGUAAGUUGUGAUCAUGAACAAACCACGUGUUCAUUAUUGACAAAAGUAUUUAUAAAUGUAAUAUUGUAUCAGUAAGAUGUUCAAAGCAAAUA